AUAAUUUUUCCAACAGUACGCAAUGUCGAUUCCAGAGUGCGUAUCGAUCGAUUUGAAGAAAUGCUAUCCCAGUUAGGAAAUGCCACCCAACAUUAAAAAUAAAACACGCAAUUUCUACGAUAAAAUCGGGCUAAACAGGACCGUUUUUCCUACAGGGCAUUUUUGUCAAAUUUUUCAGGUUCGCCACCUGCCGUCGGUAUUGCGAACCUGCAAAAUCUGACAACAAAAAAUUAUACAGAAAAUGGUUGAAUUUUUGUUCUAAGUGUCAUGUCAGUGUGAUCAGUGAACAUACGUCAUCGUGAAUCGACCCAUUUCCAUUGAUGAUAUUAUUAUCAAAACACCAACAUGUGUGGUAUAUGCUGUUUUAUAUCUUAUAGUGAUACAAUAAAUACCGAGAUCCACGAGAUAGCGGAAUUACAUCAACUUUUAAAAAAUCGAGGACCGGACUUUUCCGGUCGAUUUGAGUUCAAGUCGCGUGUGCUUUUGGAUGGCAACGUAUUGUGGCAACAAGGAAAUGAACCCUGUCUUCAGCCAAUCGAAGAAGAACGAUUUGUUCUACUAUUCAACGGGGAUGCUUUCGUUGAACGAGACAAUCUAGAUGAAAGCGAUACGCGAUGGUUGUUCCGGAAAAUUCAAGAAACUAGUGAUGAGUGCGAUUUAGGCACUUUAUUCAAAACUUUGAAGGGUCCUUUCAGUUUAAUUCUUCUGGACAAGCUUUUAGAAAGGAUCUAUUUCGCAAGAGACAGCUUAGGACGUAAUUCUCUGCUGAUCAGCAGUUCCGAAGAGGGAAUAUUAUUGUCCAGUGUUUUAGGAACUACUAGCUCAUUUCAAACCGUUGAACUACCUCCUGUUGGAUUAUUUUACAUUGAUUUUGAGCGCUGUAAUAAGAAUGAACAAAAAUUAUUUCUAAGACCUUGGAAAAAUAAUGAUGAAGAAAUUUUGUCUCUCGAUUUAGUAUUGAGAGACUCAAUUACUUUGCCAUGGUUUCAGCCAAUUGAAAAUAAGUACGAUUUCGAUUUCCAUCAGUUGUUAGACCACUAUGACGCUCUUGAUUCGGAUGCUCUGUUUGAACAAAUACUCCAGGAAACCGUCAUAUCCAUGUUAUGUGAAGAUCUGAUCAAAUUAUUGACCCAAUCAGUACGCGAAAGAGUGCGAGCUAGUCCUAGUUUUUGUAAAGACUGUAUUGAGAAUAAAAAACCUUGCCAACAUUCCAGCGUCGGAAUACUGUUCUCAGGAGGAUUGGAUUGCUCUAUACUAGCUUUGUUGGCCGAUGAAUUUGUAGAUCCAUAUCGACCCAUUGAUUUGUUGAAUGUAGCUUUCGAAAAACUUCGUCGGCCACCUAAAACAGGUAAAACACAACCAUCGCCAUCUGACAUCAAUUGGAAUGUACCGGAUCGUCAAACAGGAAAGAGUACUGUAGAAGAACUACAGAAUUUACGCCCGAAUCGGCAAUGGAAUUUCGUUGAAAUAAACAUUACUCGACAAACACUAAGCGAUUGUAAACGCAGAAUAACAGAUCUAGUCUUUCCUUUGAAGUCGGUGCUUGACGAGUCACUAGGAUCUGCCUUGUGGUUUGCCUCCCGUGGCCAAGGCUUGCUUAACGGCGAAGAAUAUCAGUGUCCAGCGAGGGUACUUCUUUUGGGUUCUGGCGCUGAUGAGCUAUUUGGUGGCUAUUCUCGUCACAGGGCUGCAUUUUACCGGAACGUUCAUAGCACAGAUAAAGCUAACAUUGAUCAACGAGAAGCCUUUCUGAAUCUCUCUGCUGAAUUAGAGCUGGAUUGGCAAAGACUACCAACUCGUAAUUUAGCCCGUGACGAUAGGAUAAUUUGCGAUAAUCGAAUUACUCCGAGAACACCAUAUCUGCAGGAGGAUUUCGUAGCUUUAGUGAAAAGUUUACAGGCGAAUCAGCGCUGUUACCAUCCCUUAGGGUCUGGCUUGGGAGAUAAAUUAAUACUUCGACUGUGCGGAUAUCGGCUAGGGUUGAAACGCUGCGCUUUUUACAAAAAACGAGCCUUGCAAUUCGGAUCACGAAUUGCCGACAGCAAGCAAAAUGCGAACGACGAAUCCAAAUUUCUGAGAGUAGGUGAAUAAAACUAUAAUUUUAAAAAUUCAUUACCUGUGACAAGGAGUUACAAAUCAGAUUAAUAAAUAUCGGCAAAGCAGAAUCUGAACUCAUUUCAAGUGUUUGCGAUUCUUCUCUAGUGAAACGGGCUGAUGAACUACUUAAAGUAACUACCAACUUACCGAUUCCGAAAAUAUGUGCUCCUCUGAGAUUAUCAGACCGUCAAUGGUAUCUAAAACCACCUCGCAUCGACAACUGUAUGCGCCGAAACGUAAAAGCGGGAGACCCGAGCUAUAAAGUUCUCACCUUUUUUAAUGAAACGAUGCAAACAAAAUACAAACAUUUUUACCAUUUCUACACUGAUGGGUCCAAACUUGGAGAGGAGAUAGGAGCUGCCGCCGUUGGUCGAGAAAUAGAACUGUGCUGCUCUCUACCAAAAUGUUGUAGCAUUUUCUCCGCUGAAGCUUAUGCGCUCAAAAUUGCAGCUGAAAAAGCUAGAACUGAACAUCAACAGUCGAUAAUUUUCAUUGAUUCUGCAAGCGUUAUCGAUGCACUUUCGAAAGGACACUCAAGGCACCCCUGGAUUCAAGAAGCAGAAAAGCAUUUAGCAGAAAACAAUGUUGUGGUUGCAUGGGUCCCUGGACACUGCAACAUUCCAGGAAAUGAGAGGGCGGAUUAUUGGGCAAACCAAGGACGAAAGAGAACACCGAUAAAUAUAACUGUUCCAGCAGCUGACGCAAUUCGAUCGGUAAAAAUCUGUUUAAGGGAGGCAUGGCAAUCGGAGUGGAGUCGGUCACAAAAUCUACUGAGGCGUGUAAAACCAUCCAUCAGCGCAUACAUUGAUAGAAAAUGCGCAUCUGAACAACGUGUAUUUACGAGGUUACGUAUAGGACACACGCGUUUAACACACUCUUUUUUAUUUGAAAGAAGUACACCACCAGAAUGUUCAUUCUGCGGUGUUAGAAUAACUAUUCAACACAUCCUGGUUGACUGCCGAGGUUUCGAUCAAGCUCGCCGCUCAUCUGAACUAGAGGGUCUUUCUAUCUUCGAUAUUCUGUCGAACUGUGUAAGCAAGGAAAACAAUGUUCUGAAAUUUCUAAAAUUAUGUAAUCUGAUAGAUAAAUUGUAAAUUAUGUGAAUAGGAAUAGACACAGACAUGAACGCCAUGUGAAUGGUAAAGUGUCUUUAAUAAAAAAAAAAAAAAAAAAUUCAAGUGUAAUUUUUUAAAAUCUGCGUGUUUAAGAACGCAAACCUCAACAAGCCGUUUAUGCGAUUAUCGGUAUCGAUAUAUUUCAAGUAUAUUUGGUCGGUGGAACUCGCGUAUCUGAUUAAAAAAAACAUUGUUAAGUUUUUUGCGUCUGUGCAAAUAAGUCGAGUUGUUGACUCUUAAAUAGCAAAUCAUAAUUUUAUCCCUUUCUUGCACACAUUUUCCAUUUGAAUACACUAUUAAGCGUCACUAGGUAUAAGUUUUUUCACAUCAAAUGCUCAUGAUUCACAUGACUGUGAUAUACACAAUAACAAUAACAGAAUUGU
Messenger RNA from Uranotaenia lowii, 3595 nucleotides. Its product is annotated as asparagine synthetase domain-containing protein CG17486. The transcript is spliced from 6 exons. The record is from RefSeq and is a predicted model, not a curated record. Bases 346 to 2091 code for a protein of 581 amino acids. Gene Ontology annotation, molecular function: asparagine synthase (glutamine-hydrolyzing) activity. Lineage: Eukaryota; Metazoa; Arthropoda; Insecta; Diptera; Culicidae.